This is a messenger RNA of Acanthosepion pharaonis, 711 nucleotides long. The record is from the annotation of a GenBank genome assembly. Lineage: Eukaryota; Metazoa; Mollusca; Cephalopoda; Sepiida; Sepiidae.
AUGCCGGCUCCUUCUCCCGUGUUUCGUAAUUGUUAUCAAAUCUCCACUUCCUGUAUCUCGCUCUCUCUCUCUCUCUCUCUCUCUCUCUCUCUCUCUCUCUUUUCUCUUUCUCUCUCUCUCUCUCUCUCUCUCUCUCUCUCUCUCUCAAUUUCUCUCUCUCUCUUUCUUUCUCUCUAUUUUUCUCUUUCUUUCUCUCUCUCUCUCUCUUCUCUCUCUCUCCUCUCUCUCUCACUCUUUUUUUCUCUUUCCCUCUUUUUUCUCCUUUUUCUCUCUCGCUUUCUCCCUCUCUUUCUCUCUCUCUCUUACCUUUCCCUCUCUCUCUUUUCUCACGCUCUUCCUCUUUCUAUUUCACUCUUUUCUCUCUCUUUUUCUUUCUCGUUCUUGAUCUCUCUCCCUCUGCUCUCUCUCACCUUCUUUCUUUCUCUCUCCCUCUUUCUUGCUCCUUUUUUCUCUCUCUCUUUUUAUCUCUCCCACCCUCUCUCUUUUCUCACUCCCUUUCUUUUCUCUCUCUUUCUAUUUCCCUCUCUAUCUAUUUCUCUUUCUUUCUCGCUCUUUCUUUUUCUCUCUCUUCUCUCUUUCUCAUUCUUUCUCUCCCUUUCUCUCUCUCUCUCACGUGUUCUUUCGACUGUUUCUUACUUUAUUAUACCCACACACCACCCCUUCUCGCCCUCUUACUUACCUGCCAAGCCUCGACUGAUAGAAAUAUAUUGA